Molecule: messenger RNA, 4005 nt
Organism: Volvox carteri f. nagariensis
Lineage: Eukaryota; Viridiplantae; Chlorophyta; Chlorophyceae; Chlamydomonadales; Volvocaceae
Exons: 17
Coding region: 1-4005 (1334 amino acids)
Biological process (GO): protein dephosphorylation
Cellular component (GO): cytosol; nucleus
Molecular function (GO): protein serine/threonine phosphatase activity
Source: RefSeq, a predicted model, not a curated record
AUGAAGUCAACGUGUCAACCAGCUUGGAUAGCCGCCCGUACUAGGCAAAUUAUUUGCAAUUGGCUCGUAUGGAGGUCAACAAGCGAAUAUGGGAAAUUUGAUCCUGGGGUGAAGCUCAUCUGUGUUGUCGCCGUGAGCAGCUUGGCGGCCUCGGACAGCGGCGCCGCGUCCGUCGACACGCAGUCGUCGCCGCUAGUCAUCGCAGGCCAGGAGCGGGGGAGUGAGCGAGGAGGACUUAGGGCUGGAGCCAGCGGCAGCGGCGGCGGCAUCCCCCGUGUCCGCUCCCAUGCGGUGUUCCUUAACGACGCGGAGGGGGAGGAGGGCCAGGAGGUGGGGGAGGAGCGGAUUAUCGUGCCGAAGCAGAUCAGCCUGGUCGCCGGAAGUCCGGACCUGCAGUACGACAUGGGCUGUUUCGCUUUACAGGGAGUAUCGUCUAGGAUGGAGGAUCGGGUGCUGACGUACGACUUGUCGUACCACCCACACUUCAGCGGCUGCCGAAGGGCGGUGCUGAUCGCUGUCCUGGAUGGCCAUGCUGGCAGCGGCGCGGUGUCAUUUCUGGAAGGAGUCAGCGGAACGGCGGCGGAUAUGGCGGCGGCGGCGGCGGCGGUACCCACAGUGGGGGCGGAUGCGAGGGGACGAGAUGUGGCGGCGGCAGGCGGAGUGUACGGAACGGCAACGGUGGCUGUACGGGGUUCGGAGCCGGAGGAGGUUACCGCGAUGACGAUGACGGCGGGCGCUCCCCGGGUGUCAUCUAGCGUCAGCAUGGAGUUCCGUACAGGGGGACAGGGAGCGUCGUACGACUGGGACCCACCUGACGCGUCGUCAUCGUACUGCUUGGACGAGUGGCCUGCGGCGGUCGACGUUGAUAAUGAUGGUGAUGGGGAGUAUGACGGCAAUGAGGAGGGCCUGUACGGCGACGGGGACGAAGGCACCCCGCCGUGGGCGCCGCCGUUGUUCCAUUCGGCGGCGGAGGAGCGGCGGCGGACAUCUCUGGCUGCGUACGACAGCGGGUGCGGAUGUCAACCGCCAGAUCCGCCCGCGGCGCUGCGCAACGCACUGCUGCGGUGCGAGCGGGAGCUCAUGGACCAGGACUGCCACAGCGGCAGUACGGCGCUGGUGGCGCUGAUGCUGGGGCCCAGUCUGUGGCUGGCCAAUGUGGGCGACUGCCGGGCAGUGGUGUGCGACGACGGAGAGGCCAGGCAGCUUACUGUGGAUCACAAGGCGGGUACGGGACGGGCUGAUGCGGCGGAUGCGGUGUGCGGGGCGGCCCUUGUGGAGCGGCAGAGGUUGCUGUCGCUGGGGGUGCAGCUCAGCUCCGACGGGUACCUGCAGGUUACUGCCCCCGAUGGAUCCUGUUCCGACAUCGCCGUCAGCCGCAACCUGGGCACAUGCAACACCCACACGCCGCACAACGCCCUCCCAGCCGCGGAAGCCGCGGCCCAAGGCACUCCACCGGCAGCGGCGGCGCCGGCGCCGGCGGCGCUGCCGUACGGAUCAGCGCCAGUGACCUUUCCGCCGGGGCGGUUGGCGGCAGUCGCAACGGAAGUGCUGGAAGUGGGGAGUGGGCAUUGCGACAUCAGUACCCGUAUCCUCCUCCUCCUCCUCAUCAUCAUCAUCAGCAGCAGCAGCAUCAGAACCGGCAGGGGCAGGGACAGACAACGCAGCAGCAGCAGCAGCAGCGGCACCGUUACGGAUCGGCGCCGGGUUCAGUUUCCGGAUCAGUUUCCGCGGGGCUUGAAGAGCUGGGGGGGCACCAGCACCAGCACCAGCAGCAGCACCACCAACGACAUCAUCAUCAUCAUCAUCAUCAUCAUCAUCAUUAUCAAGAUCAAGAUCAACUGGAUAAUCACCGCCUCCCCCGCCAUCACCAACAACACGGCGGCGCGCAACACCAGCCCCCAGCAAGUUACCAAACACCAACAACGGCGCCAGGGCCAAGGUCAACACCAGCUGUAUAACUCGCAACAGAGCACCGCGGGCUGCAGAUUCGAGAGCUGCAGCGACCAGUCCAUCCUGACAUCAUUUCCAGGGCCCAACCACCACAACUACCAAAACCGCACUAACAACCAUAACCAACAGCAACUGCAGCCAGGUCAACAUGGAACAACCGAGCCCAUCAAGGUGGGGGAAGUCAACCUCAACCGUCUUAACGGCAAUAACGACCAUACUCCAACGGCCAUGCCAGGAGCGCUGGGCCAGGUCCAGCCGGAUGCUUCUCCGUCGACGCCAGAAGACCACCGUAUGCCGUACGACUCGCCGACGGGCGUCAGCGGCGGUGGCUCGGAGCAGCUGGGAGCCGUACCGCCGCCGCCGCUGCCGGACCUUCCGCGUAUUAGCACGGGCGUUUCCGGCAGCUCUGUACGAACAUCGCAGCAGCAGCAGCAGCAGCAGCAGGGGCUCAGUCCAAAGCCACCCCGGCCGCCAAGCGGCGGUAGCGGAAGUCUGGGCUGUAGCAGUGGCAGCGGAGCAGGGACGUCGCUUCCAUUUGCAAGCCCGUGGCGGCAGGGCCCAUCUGCACCGCCCCCGCCGUCGCCCGCCGUUCUAGCAGCGGUGGCGGCCGCCGCCUUGCUGCCGGCCGACGGCAGUAGCAGUCCGGAAAGCUCCCAGCCGUCCGCUACUUCCGCCACCGAUGCUUACGCCAGCACCGCCAAUGCUGCUACUGCCGCUGGCGGCGGCGCUGUAGCGCGCGACAACGGUUCGGCACCCGGAUCCAGCCCGGGAUCGCGGCCUGGAUCCGGAACUGGAUAUACGAACGUUCAGCCUAUUGGCGGAUUUGGUCACAGCCUAGGCUUGCCGCCGCUGCCUCCGAGCCCGUCGGUCGGCGGCAUAGGACCAGGCGGCGGCAGCGGCGGCGGGACAUGGCUGACAGCUGGUGUACAGCACUACAGCCACCGCCGCAGCGGCAGCGGCGGCGGCGGACGUGUACGAGAUCACAACGCGAGCCCUUCGUUGCCGUUUUCUCGAGGCCUCCUCGGCGGCGGCGGCUACUGCCGAUUGUCGCCGCUGGAGGAGAGAGGCAGUAGCAGUAGUGGUUUGGAGGGCAUUGGGGCAGGCAGCAGUGGCGGUGCCGGCGGCGGCGCGGGGGAGGAGGACGACGGGAAUACAUUCCUCGGCGUGCGGUCGGCGGACGCCGCUGCUGGCAGCAGCAGCGGAGGCGGUUGCGGCAGAGGUUGCGAUGGCGAUAGUGAACUAGUACGGGAUUUCAUUCGAACUGUCGCUCAGGCCGCUGCCGCCCUGUCUGGCGUGGCCGUUGCCUCCUCCGGAGGCAGCGGCGGCCGCCGCGAAAGUGGCGACGGCGGCCCCGUACUGGCGACAGCCGUGACGUUCAGCGCAUGGACGCGGGACUCCGUGUUCGUACAAUCCGUGUCGGCGGAGCUGGCGGCGGCGGCGGCGGGUAUCCAGACACCGCCUGCGCCGUCGACGCCCCCCGAUGUUACAACCCCGGCGGACAGCACGGCCGCCACUACUCCCCGCGGCGGCGCCACAGCGGCCGUAGCCGCCGCCACCAUCCCUGACGGCGGCGGCCGCCGCCGCCGCAGCUCUAGCAUGUUUGGUUCCGGAGCUGCCCUAUCCGAAGUCAGCGCGGGCGCGUGCAGCUCCGCCGCGGGUGUACUCAUUCCGGAUCCGGUAAGGCCGGAUUUGUUCUACUACGAGAUCAGUCAAGACUCGGAGUUUCUGAUUUGCGGCUGUGACGGGUUGUGGGACGUCAUGCGGAACGUAGAGGCCUGCCGUUACGUCCGCCGAUGGCUGGCUGACGGUUGUAGCGCCGCCGCUGCGGCGGAGGCGCUCUGCCGCACGGCGCUCAAGCUGGGCAGUCACGACAACAUCUCGGUUGUCGUACUGCGGUUCAGCGGGCGCCCGCUGAUGCAAGCAUCAUAUUCCGCAUUGUACGGCAUGUUGUUUUUCCUCAGAAGUCAGAGGGCGCGCAGGGCACCGGAACCCAGACGCGGCCUAGAGAUAUGUGCGUCUCUCGCUCGUGGGCCAGCGGCAGCCAUUAGCUCCUAA